Molecule: messenger RNA, 515 nt
Organism: Didymodactylos carnosus
Lineage: Eukaryota; Metazoa; Rotifera; Eurotatoria; Philodinida; Philodinidae
Source: the annotation of a GenBank genome assembly
UUCAUAUGAAAAGUAUUCUGUGAUUGGAAGAUACCUUGUUGCACCAUCAUCUGAAAUCACUGUUGCGUACGUUCUUCUUUCGUUAUGACGUGACACCCUUUUUUCAACGUUAUCAUAGAUGCAUAGUGAUGAGUUACACAACAACAGAAUUAAAUAAUCGCCAUAAGAAAAAUAGGUACAUUCUGAUUUAAUUCCCAUUCAUUAAAUAUGCUGAGACAACCACCUAAAAAUUUCCAACAGUAAAAUAAUAUGAAAAAUAUAUUGAUUUACUAUCGACAGAGAAUGGCGCAACAACACCAGAAAAAUUUGCCGAUUUACGUAAAAAAAUUGAUUUAAUUUAUGAUGACGAUAAAGAAAAGUAUCAUUUAGCAUUAAAACAUUAUCACGAAUCAUUAGAAAUGAAAAUAACUUCGUCAGAGGCAUUUUUGGGACAAACGUUUUUUUCGCCUGUUACUGGUCCACGUACAAGAACAGCAGAUAUGCGAUCUGGAAAAACAGUUGUUCGUUACAAAUGA